GUAGAGAGAUCCUUUCAACUUCAACAAAAGCCCUUCUCCUUGGUCUCUCUCUCUCUCUGUCUGGUUCUUGGUCUGAUUCAUUGCAUCAUGUCAGGAGAAUCAAGCUCUUGUUCUACCGACCAUUGCAUCAAAGUUGUACCAACACACGGAGGCCGCUAUAUUCAGUACAACGUUUACGGACAGCUCUUUGAAGUUUCAAGAAAGUAUGUCCCUCCUAUCCGUCCCAUCGGUAGAGGCGCUUGCGGUAUCGUCUGUGCUGCGGUGAACUCAGUGAGUGGAGAGAAAGUGGCAAUUAAAAAGAUCGGUAAUGCUUUUGAUAACAUUAUUGAUGCUAAGAGAGCUCUACGUGAAAUCAAGCUUCUCAGGCACAUGGAUCAUGAGAACGUCAUAGCCAUCAAAGAUAUUGUAAGACCUCCGCAACGAGAUGUAUUCAACGACGUUUACAUUGUCUAUGAGUUAAUGGACACUGAUCUUCAACGAGUCCUCCAUUCUAAACAAACCUUAAGCCAUGACCAGUGCCGCUUCUUUGUGUACCAGCUCUUAAGAGGGCUCAAGUACGUGCACUCGGCCAACAUAUUACAUCGUGAUCUAAGGCCAAGCAACGUGCUGCUUAACUCCAAACACGAGCUAAAGAUCGGUGACUUUGGGCUUGCGAGAACAACUUCAGACACAGACUUUAUGACUGAGUAUGUUGUUACUCGUUGGUACAGAGCUCCUGAGCUGCUUCUUAACUGCUCGGAGUACACUGCAGCUAUUGAUAUAUGGUCUGUUGGUUGCAUAUUCGGUGAAAUCAUGACGGGGCAACCGUUGUUCCCUGGAAAAGAUUAUGUUCAUCAGCUUAGGCUUAUCACAGAGCUUGUAGGCUCUCCAGACAACUCCAGUCUCGGUUUCCUUCGCAGUGACAACGCGAGAAGAUACGUGAGGCAGCUUCCACGAUACCCUAAACAAGAGUUUGCUGCUAGAUUCCCGAAAGUGCCUCCUACUGCCAUCGACUUGCUGGAGAGAAUGCUUGUCUUUGAUCCAAAUCGACGUAUAUCAGUCGAUGAAGCUCUUGGCCAUGCUUACCUAUCACCGCACCACGAUGUGGCCAAAGAACCAGUGUGUCCGACUCCUUUCAGCUUCGACUUCGAGCAUCCUUCGUGCACGGAAGAACACAUAAAAGAGCUUAUCUACAAGGAGUCUGUCAAAUUCAAUCCUGACCAUUGAGGAGACAACAACAAAAUGAGCAUGUUUUUAUCAUAAGUUCCUUUGUAAACUCAUUUUUAUUUUGGUUGAAUAAAUGCUAUAACGAUGAGACACAUACAUUUACUAUCUA
Messenger RNA from Brassica oleracea var. oleracea, 1315 nucleotides. Its product is annotated as mitogen-activated protein kinase 12. The transcript is spliced from 6 exons. Gene Ontology annotation, cellular component: cytoplasm; nucleus. Gene Ontology annotation, biological process: intracellular signal transduction; protein phosphorylation. Gene Ontology annotation, molecular function: protein serine/threonine kinase activity; protein tyrosine kinase activity; ATP binding. The coding region runs from base 88 to 1206 and encodes 372 amino acids. Lineage: Eukaryota; Viridiplantae; Streptophyta; Magnoliopsida; Brassicales; Brassicaceae. The record is from RefSeq and is a predicted model, not a curated record.